AUGCGCAAUAACGCCAUUGACAGCCAACGGGCGCGCCUUUUACCCGCGCUCUUCUGGAACCUUCUGUUUCCUUCAGUCGGAGUCGGGCGCUCGAAGGUUGCGCCGAGCUCUCCCCCUCAGGAACCUCCGCAAAGCCAGAGUCCUCACCAAAUCAAUGGAAGUUGCAAGAAGAAAGAGAUUUCUGUGGCACUUAAUGGAUUCCUGGAUAACUUGACUCUGAGCUCAUCUAAAGGGAGAUCUCAAUCAUGUUCAAGGAGCAGCUGUAGCAGGCGAUCUUCCUCUGUAUCUUCUAGUGAUUCAUCUUACAGUUCGACUUCAAGUAUUUCAUCUUACUCCACAAGCACAAGUAGAUCGAGGAGCAGAUCAAGAGGACAUGCUAAAAGGAUUUGUUCUCGUAGAUCCAGAGGAUACUCAAGAUCUUAUUCCAGGAGUUACUUACGAUCACACGAUUACAGAUACCGGGAAAGAUCCCAUCUUAGAUAUUACAGAAGACAUCCUCACUCAUGUCCAAUAUAUAAAUCAUGGAGCAGACCUCCUAUUAGAUCAUACUAUCACAGGUCUUACUCCAGAAGUAGAUCAAGAAGCCAAGGAUACUAUGGGUUUGGAAUAACCGUUUGUCCUGAAGCUUAUAGAAGGUGAAGAAACUCCUGAACAAGAUCUCACAAUAGAACCCCUCUUCGCUUGACAGAAAAAGGUAUUUUUUGGGGGUUGGGGGGGAAUAUUGGGUUGUCAAGAAUAUUCCAAAAUUAUUUGGAAAAUUCUUUGUCCAGAUAUGAAAAUGGCAAUGUUUGAAGCAUCUUAGAAUGUUUAUAAUAAAUAAUGACAAAUCUUGGAAAAAGGAAUAAAUACAUCAGAUCCCUUGUAAUUGAGUUAAUGAUGUUAGAUAUCUCAGAUCUGCCUUCAAAUUACAAUGCAAUUGUUGAAUUAUUGACUGGUUUUGAAAGUCAACAUUGUAUUUAUGAAAGAGAGAACAGUGCUAAAUUAAAGAAUGUUAGUGCCUUUUAGUAAGUAUGGGGGCAGGGGUGAAACUUCUCUCUGAAUGAGAAAUUUAUGUAUUUUAAACAUUCAUUCUUUCCAUAGAAAACAGAACUACUUGAAAUAGCAAAAACUAAUGCAGCUAAAAACU
Molecule: messenger RNA, 1126 nt
Organism: Thamnophis elegans (Western terrestrial garter snake)
Lineage: Eukaryota; Metazoa; Chordata; Lepidosauria; Squamata; Natricidae
Gene: RSRP1
Product: arginine and serine rich protein 1
Exons: 5
Source: RefSeq, a predicted model, not a curated record